GUAUAGAAUGUAUAGAUAUAUAUGUAUAGAUGUAUAAAAAUGUAUAGAAAAAAUAAACAAAGACGUGUACAAACAAUAGUACCGCACUCGAUUCACUUUUGCACGGGUAUUUAAAGAAAAAGGAAAGAAGACACCGAGAAAGAGUAAACAAGAAGCGUUUUUCCUACCACAAGGCUUAAAAUGAGACUUAAAUGCACUGUAUGCGGUAAGAGUGUUAAACUAGGCCAAGGCAGAAAAAUAUCUGUGAAACAAUUGGAAUUUUAUCGUAACCAUAAAAACCAUAGAACAAUUGACAGAGAUGGUACUGUCUGCAAUGCAUGCAGGAUGAAAGUUUAUAACAUCGAUAGAUCGAUUAUCAAACAGAGUACAUGCGUGCCAACCCCUGUCGCUGCGCUCAAUGUAGAACCGAAUGCAUGCAAUGACGAAGAUGAUAAAGACGAGUUAGUCACAAUUCCAACUUUAUCUGUCAGCAAGUCGCAUAGCGUGUGUGCAAUAUGCUUAAUUAAAAACAAAAAUCUUAUCUGCAUGGGAGAAUCUGUGCGUUUAAGUGUAUUCGUUAAUCAAGGUGUAUUACUGGAGGAAGGGGUCAGGUGUUGUAAAAAUCAUUUAAACGGGAAACAGCUUAAGCGAGAUGCCAUUAUAGACAAAUCUAAGCUUCGUAAAAAACAUACUACUAUACAGACUUCUCAGCUAGUAAAACUACUGGAAAACCUUCGCAAGUCAGCCUCUGUAUCCACAGCCAGACGUCUCAGCUUUGACGACCUAGAGGACUACACAGACAUCGACCUUCUUAACCUGACAGGACUGAAAAAGCACCAGUUUGAGGAGCUAGUUGAAAUGAUUACAACCCUAAAGAAGUCGAAGUUAAUGUCGCCCAGACUUGCUAUUGGAGUGCUGCUGGUGAAACUCAGAACAGGGCUCUCUCAGGGAUUUAUUGGAACACUCUUUGGUAAGAAGCAAAGACAGAUUUCCCGAUAUAUCAAACAAGCCAGAGAAGCCCUUUGUUCGGAUUUUGUCCCCUCGUAUCUUGGCUUCCAUCACAUUUCUAGAAAUACCAUCAUUGAAGAACAUACAACAUACUAUGCAACUCAAAUAUUUAGCAACUUUUUGUCAGACUCUGUAAUAUCUAUCAUGGAUGGAACGUACAUAUACAUUCAAAAAAGUCACAAUUACGCAUUUCAACGUCAAUGUUUUAGUAUGCACAAGCACAGACCCUUAGUAAAACCAAUGGUAGUUACAGCAACUGACGGCUACAUCAUUAGUAUUCUGGGCCAAUUUUUUCCCAAUGGUCGAAACAACGACGCCUCAAUUCUGAAAUAUAUGGUCAAAUCAAAUGAAGAGAACUUAUUACAGUGGUUUAAAAAAGAUGAUAUUCUUAUUCUCGACAGAGGUUUUCGUGACUCCAUAGAGUUUUUAAACGAUAUCGGGUUUUGUACAAAAUUCUCUGCAUUUCUUGGUCCCAAAGAAAAACAAUUCAGUGCAAAGGAGGGGAAUGAAACAAGACUCGUAACAAAGAUUAGAUGGGCUGUUGAGUCGGUCAACGCUAGGUUGAAGACAUGGAAGUUCUUGGACAAAGUAGUAUGUAACAAAGAUAUUCCCCAUCUUAAAAAAUACAUUAAUAUAGUGGCAGCAAUCUGCAAUUGUUUUCGUGCCCCAUUACAGCAAUCCCGUGACAACGAUUGCGACAUAGCCCGUAAGAUGGUGGAACGCACUAAAAUGGCAAACCUUGUCCAGCAGGAGGUCGAAUCUCAGGGACAUUUAAAGAAACAUUCAAGUCAUUGGCAGAGCAUCGAAUCCAUUGAUUUCACAUUCCCACGGUUAGGUGACGACUACCUAAGAUCCCUAACAUUUGGGGUGUAUCAACUGUCACAGGCACCGCAUUAUGCCGACCAACAUUUAAGUGAUGGUGACUUAGACAUCAGAGUUAAUAAAGCAUCCGACGAAUACAUAAGGGGGAAAAUUCAGUCUCGGCAUACGUCAUCAAAGAAAUAUUUUCUGUGGAUAAAGAUAAACCAUGAUGAUCCACACGACCCAAUUGUUGGUUGGUAUUGCGAGUGCAAAGCGGGUGCCCGCACAGUUGGGUGUUGCGCACAUAUAGCAACAAUCAUUUGGUAUUUAGGAAAUGGAAAACACUCGCAAUAUCAACCAAAAUUGGAUAUAUUGACACCAUCUGUUCAAGACGCAGCGGCAAUUCCUGAAGUAGAGAUUGAUCUCAAACUUCUCGACUAACUUAUGUAUGCUAUAGUAAAUGAAUAAUUACCACUUUAAAAUUGUGUAAUUGCAUUUAUAAAAAGGAUGUGUAUCACAUUACUAUUUAAGAGUGAAAAAUGCAGAUUCAUAUGACCACACUUUGAAUUUAAUCGCAAGAUGUUGAAUACCAUAUGUUGAAUACCACUGUUUAACUAAGUAUUACAAAAGCUUGACCUUAAAUUUCAACGCGUCAGAUAAUUCUAUUUAUAGAAGCAGGUACUUUCCAUUUAAAAAUGAGAAAGGGCGAAAAAAUGGGAAAGUACGCUAUACCUCUUUUAAAUAUUAAUGAA
This is a messenger RNA of Magallana angulata, 2540 nucleotides long. RefSeq lists its product as uncharacterized. The coding region runs from base 181 to 2229 and encodes 682 amino acids. Lineage: Eukaryota; Metazoa; Mollusca; Bivalvia; Ostreida; Ostreidae. The transcript has 2 exons. The record is from RefSeq and is a predicted model, not a curated record.